Melitaea cinxia (Glanville fritillary) is the source of this 1119-nucleotide messenger RNA. It is a transcript of the gene Ykt6, whose product is annotated as synaptobrevin homolog YKT6. Bases 30 to 626 code for a protein of 198 amino acids. Gene Ontology annotation, molecular function: SNAP receptor activity. Lineage: Eukaryota; Metazoa; Arthropoda; Insecta; Lepidoptera; Nymphalidae. The transcript has 2 exons. Gene Ontology annotation, cellular component: Golgi apparatus. Gene Ontology annotation, biological process: endoplasmic reticulum to Golgi vesicle-mediated transport. The record is from RefSeq and is a predicted model, not a curated record.
UUUCGACCAGUGCAUCUUUGAUUGAGACAAUGGUGAGAGUAUACGCUUUGGCAGUUCUCUAUAAGGGCGUGAACAGUGCUACAGUUUUAAAGGCAGCCUACGACUUGCAGAGCUUUAGCUUCUUUCAGAGGUCAUCUGUUCAGGAGUUUAUGACCUUUAUAAGUAAAACUGUAGUGGAGAGAACACAACCAGCUGCGAGACAAUCGGUUAAGGAGGGCGAAUAUAUGCUUCAAGUUUAUGUAAGAGCUGAUAACUUGGCAGGAGUGUUAAUAUCAGAUCAAGAGUACCCAAACAGAGUUGCGCACACACUCAUCACAAAAUUCCUAGAUGAAUUUGCUUCGAAGGUACCACCUAAUAAUUGGCCAACAGCAAAUGAAUCAACAGUAGACUUUCCAGUUUUGCCUCAGUAUUUAGCCAAGUAUCAAAAUCCUAAAGAAGCUGACGCCUUAACAAAGAUACAGAAUGACCUGGAUGAAACUAAAAUUAUUUUACACGAUACAAUAAAAGCAGUACUAGAAAGAGGUGAGAAGCUUGACGAUUUAGUUGAGAAAUCUGACAGUCUGACAAUGCACAGUAAAGCAUUUUACAAAACUGCUCGAAAAACAAACAGCUGUUGUAAUUUCUAAUUUGUAUUGAUAUCGCCAUGUGUAAAGAAACAUCAUCACCAAACAUUACUGGCAUCCCUAUAUAUAUAUAUAUAUAUAUAUAUAAAAGUGAUGUGCCGGAUCGUCAAAAAUGGAUAUCCGCCGAUACGGAUAUGGAUAUUCAGUGUCAAGAUCCGCGAAUACGGAUACGGAUCUUUAUUUACUCACUCAAUUAGUGUCGGUGCGUGGCCUUGAAACGGUAGUUGAAUCACGCCCGCCACAACGACGGGCAGGAAGGACUAAGGUUGCCAGAUCGAAAUACCCUAUUAUUGGGAUAUUGGGUCUUUGGCCUGGAGAAAAAAAUUAAAUUAAAGCUAAUACAUACAUUUUUAAAACAACUACAUUUAACGUUGUUAUUACAUCGUCCGCUGCCGAUACAAAUGUCUAUAUAAAUAAACACUAACAAAAAAAAAAAAUAGAAAAUGGUUGUCUCAUUACUUAUAUUAUCGAAUUAUCAAUAAUAAUCAACGAAAUU